This is a messenger RNA of Diabrotica balteata, 1405 nucleotides long. The record is from the annotation of a GenBank genome assembly. NCBI's taxonomy places the organism in Eukaryota, Metazoa, Arthropoda, Insecta, Coleoptera, Chrysomelidae.
GUGGUUGACUGAAUUUCAGGUUAAGGUUAAGUCACCGUCUCUCCAAUCCUAAUCGAAAGUAGUUUGACGUUUAGGAAUACAAUGUUUUUCCAAAAAAAUUGGUUUUCUUGUUAAAUAAGUCUAGGCCUGACAUAGAACAAUGUCCAAAAAGGAUAACACUUCCGAAGUUUCCAUAAGUAUCGAUUAUGAUGAUCCUGCUUAUAGAAUAUCUCCAUUACAACAGGCAGCAGCCUCAUGUACAGGAGCCCUGAUUACUUCGUUAUUCGUGACCCCAUUAGAUGUUGUAAAAAUCCGAUUGCAGUCCCAACAAAAGAUAGCACAAAGCCAGUCAAAAUGUUUUUUGUAUUGUAAUGGUUUAAUGGAUCAUUUUUGUAGCUGCAGUCCAGAUGAUCCUAAUAGUAGAUGGUUGCAACGACCUGGACAUUUUAAUGGAACAAUUGAUGCUUUUAUCAAAAUUAGCAGGACAGAAGGCAUUUCUUCACUAUGGAGUGGUUUAAGUCCCACACUAGUUUUAGCAGUACCUGCCACUAUAGUAUAUUUUGUGACUUAUGAACAAUUAAAGAAUCAUCUCAAAGAUGACCAUAGGGAUAAAUUGUUAAAAAUAGGCCAAAUACCAAGUAAGCAAACGCCACUGUGGAUACCUUUACUAUCUGGCGCAUUCGCUAGAGUAAUAUCAGUGUCACUAGUAAGCCCUUUGGAAUUGUUUAGGACCAAAAUGCAAUCACAGAAGCUUAGUUAUUACGAGAUGAAUCUUGCUGUAAAAACAUUGAUAAAACAAGAUGGGCUUCGAGGGCUUUGGAAGGGAAUAUUCCCAACGUUAUACAGAGAUGUGCCUUUUUCAGCCAUUUAUUGGAUGAAUUAUGAAAGUAUCAAAUCUCUAAUGGGUGUAACAGAUAGUCAACCCUCAUUUUGGAUAAGUUUUUUUUCCGGAGCAAUUUCUGGAUCUAUAGCGGCAUCUAUAACAACACCUUUUGACGUUGUAAAGACACAUCAACAGAUUGAAUUUGGGGAAAAAAAUCUAUAUGCAGCUGGAAACAAAGUAAAGGCGAAUAGGUCUACUAUAGAGGUGAUAAGGGAAAUCCGAGCGGAGCAUGGGACUAGGGGAUUGUUCGCCGGUUUAGCACCAAGAUUAAUCAAAGUUGCCCCUGCCUGUGCUAUUAUGAUCUCCACAUUUGAAUAUGGUAAAGUGUUCUUCAGUAAAUGGACAAAUCAACCCAUGGACCAACUGGAACCUGAUAUUAGUUCAACACCUAGUUUCGUAUCUAAGGAUGACAGGAAAUCGGUGAUGCUAGGCAAUAAAAUUGGAAUGUAAUUUAAGUUAGGCUAUUGCUCCUCAUAGGCAGUAGUGGAAUUUUAAAAUUAAUUGGUUUUUAAAGGAUUUAGUAAAUCAAACUGUGAUAAAACG